AUGAGAUAUUAUUUUUACGACUAUUGGCUGAAAGAGUGCGACCCCAGGACUCGCACCCACUUUAUAUCCCGUGGCGGACCCGAGCGAUGUCUGGCCAUAAUGUUAUUAUGGCUAUUGUUUGUGACCAGAUUGGGGCCGAAUAUGAUGCGCAACCGAAAGCCUAUGGACUUACGAGGGGUGAUAUUGGGGCCGAAUAUGAUGCGCAACCGAAAGCCUAUGGACUUACGAGGGGUGAUGUUUGUCUACAACACAUUUAUGGUGGCAAUCAAUGGCUACUUCUUCGUGCGGUCCAUACUAUGGCUCGAUUUUGGCCAAAAGCUACUGGACUUUGAAUUCCCGGCGAACGACGACUACAGCCCUAAGACUCUGAACAAGAUUGACGAACACGUCAUGUAUUGUUAUACAAAAUACAUUGACUUAUUGGACACCAUAUUCUUUGUGCUCCGCAAGAAAAACACUCACAUCUCGUUUCUGCACGUAUAUCACCAUUUCAUGGUACCGGUGCUCGCGUGGGUGGUGUUAAAAAUAGCGCCCACGGUGGUGCCAAUCGGCGUAUUCACCUUGCUCAAUACAUUCGUCCACACAUUUAUGUACUCGUAUUACGCUCUGUCGGCGUUCGGGCCCGGAAUGCACCGGUAUUUAUGGUGGAAGCGGUACAUCACGAUCGCACAGAUCAUACAGUUUGCCAUUUUCAUCACAUACGGUGUGUUCAGCAUUUUUCUCAGCAAUGGUUAUCCCAGAGCUCUUUACUGGUCG
This is a messenger RNA of Medioppia subpectinata, 756 nucleotides long. The record is from the annotation of a GenBank genome assembly. Lineage: Eukaryota; Metazoa; Arthropoda; Arachnida; Sarcoptiformes; Oppiidae.